Messenger RNA from Mycena citricolor, 1419 nucleotides. NCBI's taxonomy places the organism in Eukaryota, Fungi, Basidiomycota, Agaricomycetes, Agaricales, Mycenaceae. The record is from the annotation of a GenBank genome assembly.
AUGGAAAAGAUGGCUCAGUGGGUCAAAGGGAUCCGUCCCACGCGUCCUGCUCCGGGCUCAGCGGCUGCACCAACACAAGAGGCCAAUGAUGAUGACGAGAUCAAAGCACCGUCCAUUCCUCUGCCGCGAUCUGUGCUCAAUGAGUGCGAGCGGUCUUUCGCUGCAGCAGACGAGACCAGAGCAAAGAGCAGUUCUCAGUUCUUUGACAAUAAGGGGCUCAUGGGCUUGUCGUGUCGUCACGACAACCUUCUCUUCCUGGCGAACAUCAAGACGCCUGGUGACCGCCAGUUCUACAUGUCUGCCCUCAUUGAAGCUUUGCUCCAGCACUUGCCGACCCGACUUUGUCGUCAAUUAAAGAAUGCAGGCAAACUUGCCAUCCAAGACGUGCUGCGGAAGACGCUUCUAAUGGACAAACUGAAGGUGCAGAUGUCUCAGUGGAAUGACACCAUCUUCAAAGAAGACGCAGAUCCUAUUUACAUCCACUUUGCAGAGCAAGAGUAUGCUAAAGCACAUGAGAAGCUGAGCAAGUUGGCGGAAUCAGUGCGCAAGCAGAAGGCGAUGAUGGGAGUGGAAAACAAGGCCAAUCUGUCUAAGAUGGUGCAGAGCAAGUACAUCCAGGUGCAGAUGAAUGCUGCCGCCGCCAAGACAAAGUUACGCAGCCGUUUGAGGCAGAGAAAACGCGAAACUGACAACUCACAUCAAGGACGCAGUCAAACACCGCAACCGAAGUAUAAAAGAUCUGUGCAAACUCUACAACAACUUGUGCGAACAACUGCAGGAGCUCAUCAAUCUCCACCGUGCCCCACGGAACGCGGUGGCACCUGGACGAAGGACAUCUGGGGGCUGGAUGUCGAUGCUGAUGUCUGGCUGGACAUUGGUUUGACGGACAUCAACAAGGAGGUUGACCCGCUGUUGUGGAUGAGCAGCGAUUCUGUCCGCAAGGGCAUUCAGGCUCUACUCAAACGGGACCAAUGUGACAAGGAAGAGCCAUGUCUAUAUCACGAGUGUCGGGCACUGUGCUGGUGGAUGGCAGAGGAGUGGGACGUUGUUGGGCGGGCCCUGCAACUGGCAGGCAAGGCUAAUGAAGAGGCAGUCGUCUUCCAGCUCAAGCUUUGCCAGUCAGAAUUGACGAAACUGACCGCAGCAUGGGAGAAGCCGCUGCGACAAAUCCCAUACCCAACCGAGGGCCUCCCCCCUCGGGGUCCUUCAGACAGGGAUGUACUACAGAUUCGCAUCGAAGAUGUAUCUGCCCGUAUGAGAGAUGGUGCCCCAAGCUGGGGGAAUGACGAGUGGAAGGAUACCAAUGGGGACGAGGACUCCGGCAGUGAGACUGAGUCCAACGGCGAGUCUCUGCCUUACAAUGAGUUGGAGGCCUUUGAGCGUGGCGGCAUCCUCUGGGAUGAGGAACUACUAUCAUAG